AUGGAACUAAGUAAAACAAGAGAUAAUGUGAAAAGUUUAAUAAAGACAUGCGAAGAAAAAAUAAAAGUAAAAAUAAAAGAAAAUAAUAGUUCUGAAUUAAUUCAAAAAAAGUUAACUGAAGGAGGUUUUUUACAUAUUAAACCAAAAAGCAUGCUAAAUAAUAAUAGUAAUUGCUAUGAUAAUUCCAUUAAAAAAACUAAAAUAAAAAAAAUGACAAGAAAAAAUGAAUAUGCUAAUACUAAAGAAAACAAUCCUAUUAAAAAUUUAUAUGUUCAUACUACUGAAAAUAGUCAAGAUGACAAUAAUGAUAACAAAAUUAAUAUACAUCAUAAAAGUGAUUCUGAUAAUAACAGUAAUCUUGAACUAAAGGAAAAACGAAUUCACUCAACACAUUAUGAAAAAACUAAAAAGAAUCCUAGUAAUGAUUCUAUUAAAUAUAAAAAUAAGAGUGAAGAAAAUACAUUUCUGAAAACAAAAAAAAAAAAUAAUAUUUUUACUGUAGAUGAAACAAAAAACAUUUUAGAUAUAGAAAAUAAUAAAAUUAAUAACAUCAGUUUUAAGUCGAUAGAUUCUAACGAAAAAUUAAAAAAUAAUGUUACUGAAAAUUAUACAAAUGAAAAUUUUAGUAGUUGCAACAACAGUACAAUUUUAAAUCAUACUGAUAAUGACAAUCCAAAUACAGGUUCUUUGCAUAAUCAUUUACAUAUUCUUUUAUCUGAUAAUAAUAAGGUUAUAAUAAAUAAUUCCACUAAAUUAAACAAGGUUACAGAUGAGAAACAUAUAUUCUCAAAACCAAUACAAGAAGACACAAAUUUUGAUAACUCAGUUAAUAUUAAAAAUGAAGAUAGCCUUAUUAAUAAUGAUAUUGAUAAGAGUGAUAUCUAUCAAAAUAAUAAAAAUAAUGAAAAUAACAUAGGUAUUAAAAACGUCAUUUGUAAUAACAAAAAUGAAAACGUAACUAAAUUGUCAUCAUAUAUAAUUGAAAAUUCUUUUAAAAAAACUAACGACAGUGCAUUAAGCAAUGUACACAAUAGUUUAAAUAGUGAUAGCAUUAAUAGAAAGGAAAAUUUCAAUUUUUCUGAUGAUCUAAAAAAAUGUGAAAAGACAAUUAUAAAUUGUAAUAAUAUAAAUUCUUCAUCAGAUGACUGCAAAAAUUACGAUGAAGACAUAAAAAAAGAAAUAAUAGGUUCUACUUGUGAUAGUGUUAUACCAAAAAAUAAUAAAAAAAAUAUUAUUAAAAAAGAAUUAUUUCAUAAAAUGAGUUUAAGAAAUAGUAAUAAAAUGAAACUAAAAAAUAAGGAUGAAGAAGAGAUGGAAGAAAUAUGUGAAUAUAAGGAAAAAAAAAAAAGGAAAUUAAAAAAUAAUAAUUCAAUUAAUUACUUAAAUAACAGCAAUAUUCCUAAUUCAAAUGCAGAAAUUAUAAAUUCGUUAAAAUUAGAUAUAUCUACUUUAGAUAAAGAAGAUAAAAUACAAACAAGCACAAGUAAAGAUCAUACUGAAAAUAUAGACAUGAAACAUAAAAGGGAAAAUAUAAACGAACAUUGUGAUUACAAUACAAAGGAGAAUAACAAAAUUAUGUCAGUGAAACGUAAGGAUGAUACAUUGAAUAAUAGUAUAAUAAUUAAUAAUAAUAUGGAUUCUUUUAUUAAUGAAAGUUUUAACAUGAAUUGUAACGAAGAUUUUGAUAAGAACUAUAAUGAAAUAAUAGUAGGAAAUAAUUCAUUAUUGCCAAAUGAGUUUAAUAAAAAAAGUAAUAAUGAGAUAAAUAAUUUCAUUAAUGAUGAUAAUAAUAAUAAAUAUGAAAGUAAGAAUAAUGAAGCAAUUAAAAAAAAUAAUGAAAAUUUAUCUAGUGAUUAUGAUACGAAUAUUAAAGAAGAAAAUCCUGAUAAUUUGAGUGAUAAAAAAUGCAUCAUAAAAAAAAUAUUAAGUAAAUGUGAUUCAAAAGAAACUGAAUUAUUUGAUUUUGAAAAAUUGAGGCAUUUAAUAAUAUUUAGAGAAAACGCAGAAAAGUAUAUACAGAGUUAUAUAAAUUCUUUUUUAAAAGAUUUUAAUAUAAUGUCUUCUUAUUUACCUUUUGUGCAUUAUUACGAUAAAGAUAUAUAUGAAGAAAAAGAAUGUAAUUUUUUUAAAAUUUUAUCAUAUUUUAUAGAACACUUUAAAAAUAAUAAAAAAAUCAAAAAGAAAAUAUGUUCAUUUCAAAAGAACUUUUUAAAAGCUACAAUAAAUGAAAAAAUAAAAUAUAUUGAUAAGUUUCAACUUUUAAAAUUAUCAGAAAUUGGCACUGAUAUUUUUAAGAGAAGAUUUUUAAAAUUAUUAAAAAAAUGUGUAGAAAAAAAGAAAAAAAAAAAAAAAGAAAUUUACUGUAAAUUAAAAAUAUUCAAUAAAAUUGUGAAAAACUUUUACAAAUUAAAAGAUAAAAUGGUUGAAAAUAACUUACUACAAAAGGAAUUAAAUGAUUUAAAUGUAAUCAUAAAUGAUAAAAAAAAAAGAGAAAUUUGUAAUGGUGGUGUAACUGAUAACACAUUAAUUAAUAAUAUUACUAGCAAUGAUACCUUAGAUGAAAAUAUUUUAAAUGUUAAUGUUUUAAAUUAUGAAUUAACUAAUUCAAAUGAAGAAAAAAAGAAUGUGUGUCGAAGUGAAAUAUCAGAGUGUAGCAAAAUAGAUUAUUUUAUUCCCUACAGUCAAAAGUAUAUCUUUAAAUAUUUAAAUUUAUUAAUUGAAAAUAAAUUAUUUAAUUUGAUUCAUUUAAAUAAUUCCAAAUAUAUCGAGAACAUACAUAUUAAAGAUAACGGUAUAAAUUUUUAUAAUAGGAUAAUCUUUAAUAGUAUUCCUUUUUAUAAAGGAAAAAUAAAAAAAUUAUGUUCAAUUCUUAUUAUGUAUUAUCUUAUGAAUAAAUCAUUACGCCUUAUACAACCAAAUCUAACUUGGAAUGUAAAAAGUUAUUUACAUAAAAAAAGGUAUUUACAAAAAUUAUAUAGUCAUAGUGAGGAUGAAAAUUCACAUAAACUUGUUGAACGGCAUAUUAUAGAAAUUGAAAAAAAUUUUAGAAAAAUGAUUAAUGGAAAAAAUAAGAAAAAAAAAAGCAUAUUACAUUCCUUUAUUAAUGAAAAUGAAAAAUUAAAUUUACAGAAAUACAGUGAAGAUGAAAUUGAAAAAGAUAUGGAUAUAUUUAUUAAUAAUUUAUUAAUAGGUAAUAAUUCUAUUAAAAAUAAUGAAUGUAAUGAUCAAAAUAAUGAAAAUAUUGAAUGUAACAAGUUUUGCAUAUUGGAAAAUUCUAAGGAGUACGUAAAAUAUGAUCACAAUAUGGAAUCUCAAAAAAAAGAAAUAAUACUAGAAAAAAAAGAAGAAUUGAAAGAUAAAGGAGAAGAAAAAAACCAAAAAUUAUGUGAAAAUGAAAAAGAGAAAGAACAAAAAGUAAUAGAAUUAGAAAAAGAGAAAAAAAAUAAACACACAGAAAAGGAAUUAGAACAAAAAAUAGAACAAAACCAUGAGGAACAAUUACAACUACGGAGAGAACAAGAUGAAAAAGAAGAAGAAAAAAAAGAAAAAUAUAAAGGAAGAGAAAGAAAAAAAAGGAAAAAUAAUAAAUUUAAAUUAUCAAAUGAUUUACAAGAUAUAUAUGAUGCAUAUAAUAAUGGAGAGCAAAUAAUUAUAGCUAAAAACAAAAAUAAAUUAUUGAAUAAUUUAGAAAAAUAUAAUAAUUUUAACUAUUUAUCCAAACAAACACUAUUUGAUACUUAUAACAGUAUGCAAAAUAAUAAUAAACAAAAUGUUCAUAACUUAAACGUAAAUGAUAUUAAUGAACAUUUAAGAAAUAUUAACUCAUUACAAAAUAACUAUUUCUGUAAAAAUAUGAAUACUACAAAUUUCGUAAAUAGAAAUAACAGCAUUGAUGGUAUAAAUUCCAGUUCUCUAUAUAAAUAUAUGUACAGUAAAAGUAAUUCUUAUUUUAAUAAUGAUUUACUACAGAAAUAUAGAUUUGAUCAGAAAAAUGGAGAAAAUGAAUAUUAUGAAAGUAGUAUAAAUUCAAAAAAUAAUGAUUAUAAUAAAUAUAUAAAUAAGUUAAAUAAUCUAAGUAUUAAUGAAAAAAACACUUUUAUAUCAAAUAUUUCUAGUAAUAGUUUUAUAAAAAAUGAUAACUUAAAAGAUAUGUACCCAGAUUAUCAUGUUGAUAAUGGAUAUAUGAAUCAAAAUUUAUUAAAUGAAAGAAUAAAAUUUUUAAAUGAUAUAGGUUUUAAAAAAGAAAAGUAUUCUAAAGAUAAUUUAAGAAACAUUCCUUAUUAUACUGAAAAUAAUAAUAAUAAUAAUAAUAAUUUUUUCUUGGCUCAUUUGAGAAAUAAUAUUAGAAAUAAUAUGCCAUUAAACAGUUUUAUGAAUUGUUUUGAUAAUAGUACAUAUAACUUAUAUAACUCAAUGAAUAAUCCAUUUUUAUUUGAAAAAAUUCAAAAAGAAAAUAGUAUGAGUAAUCAUAAUAUAUCUACAAAUUUUACAGCGAGUAAUAAUUCCUUAGACAGUAUAAAUUUGCAGGCACAUAUCAUUGAUAAAAAUGAUUUGAACAAAAUUAAUAACUUUUUAAGUUGUGAUAAAAAUAUAGAACAUUUAAAUAAUGCAUCGAAUGGAAUGUAUAUGCAUUUAAAUAGACAAAUUAAUGAUGCUUAUAUAAAUAAUAUCCCAAACAAUAAUAAUAAUGAUUUUAAUAAAAUAAAAAAUGAAAAUAUAAAUAAUAAUAUGAUAAAUAAAGAUAUAGUAAUAGAUAAUAUAGGCUUAUUUAAUGAAAGUAAAAAUAUCAACACAGUUGAUAAUAAAAUAAGUACUACAGAUCAAAAUAAAAAGCAUGUAUCAUUAAAUAAUAGAAUUAAUAAUAAAAAAAAUAAUAAUAUAAAUGAUAAUAAUAUUGAUGUUAAUAAUGGUAACGACGAUGAUCUUAGUGAUAAAAGUAACAAUAGUAAUGAUAAUAGUAAUAAUAAUAAUAAUAAUAAUUGUAAUAAUGAUAAUUAUAAUAGUGACUAUAAUAGUAAUUUUAAUAGUUAUGAAAAUAAUGUAACUAUGAAUGAAAAAAAUAGUGUAAACAAAGAAACAAUAUAUAAUAGAAAUAAAAAUAUUUUAAAUAAUUGCAUUAUUGAAAAUGAGUUAAAAACUAACUUGAACGAAAAUAUUACAAAAAAUAAUAUAAAUAAAGACAUGAAUGAUGCUGAAGGAACAAACCAAUGUUUAAAUAACAAUCACGAAGUUAUAAAUAAUUCCAAUAAUAACAACAAAAAUAUAAAUAUACAUAUAGACACAAAUAUAAAUGGAUAUUUUGAUAUUAACAAAAAAAAUGAAAACAUUAAUUAUAUAAAUAAUAUAAAUAUAAAUGAAAAUAACAAGAAUAAUUAUAACCUGCAUGAAAAUAAUUUAUAUAAUUAUCCUAUUAAAAAUUUUGAUAACAGUUUGGGAAGCAAUAAAUUUUUAGAAGAUAAUAUAAUAAGAAAAGAACUUACAAAUGAAAAUAAAAUGAUAUGUGACAUGGACAAUUUUGAUAAUAAUAAAAAUUCACAAAAUGUAAAUAUCUCAAACAUAAAUGGUGUAUCAAGUAUGAAUUUAUUAAAUAAUGGUAAUAUAAAUGAACUUGAUAAAAAUACUGAUAAUAUAAAAACAAAUACUAAAAAUUCCUAUAAUAAUAUAGGUAUAAAUGUAAAUAAUAAUGAUACAUUAAAAAAUUUUAAUUGCACUAUUCCUUUUUUUUAUAUGAAUAACUUAAACAAUGUUAUGGAAUAUACAAAUAACAAUCACAUUAAUAAUAACAUCUCCGUAUUACCUCCAUAUGUAAAUAGAAAUCAAAUUAAUAAUAUGUUUUAUUUAAAUAAUAUGGACAAUUUCAACAAAUAUAAUAUAUAUACUAUGAAUAAUAUGAUGAAAUCUCCCAAUAUAUACCAUGAAAAUUUUAAAUUAAAUGAUAAAAAUUAUAAUGUGAUAAAUAAUUACAACUCUUUUAAUAUAAAUGGAUUAAUGCCAUAUAACAAUACUAAUAAUGAUUUAAGAAGAUAUAUAAAUUUAGGAAAAAAGAAUAACAUAAAUGUAUAUAAUUAUAAUAUAAAUGAAAAAGAUAAUACCGAACUAGCAAGCGAAUUAGUUAAUAUGCAUCCUAAUAACAUAAUAGAUCAAUUUAAUUAUUUAAAUAAUUGCACAAAUAAUAAUUAUAUAAAUGGAUGUAAUUUCAUAAAUUUUGAUCAAAUUAGAAAUGAUAUUAACAUGAAUGUCAAUAUGAAUAUAAAUGAUUAUAACAAAACUUUCAAUGAAAUAGAUCCUGAUUCCAAUAUGUCAUUAAAAAAUUAUAAAAAAAAAGAUAAGGUAAAAAAGGAAAAGAAAAAUAAUACAAAUAAAGUAUCAUGUUCUAUAAGUACAAAUAAGAAAAAAAGAUUCGGAAACACUGGUCCACCAAGUGCUGAAAAGUUAAAUGAGUUGCUUCAUGAACAAAAUUUAUCAGUACCACAAAUAGCUGCUAUAUAUGGAGUUCAUAGAACAACAGUAGCAAGAUGGUGUCAUAAUAGAAAAAUUAUUCAAAAAUCAACCAGUUACCAUGGGAGAAGAAGAACGGCCACCAAAAAUAAUAAUUAUAUUUAA
Messenger RNA from Plasmodium gallinaceum, 6603 nucleotides. RefSeq names its product conserved Plasmodium protein, unknown function. The record is from RefSeq and is a predicted model, not a curated record. The coding region runs from base 1 to 6603 and encodes 2200 amino acids. The transcript has a single exon. Lineage: Eukaryota; Apicomplexa; Aconoidasida; Haemosporida; Plasmodiidae.